AUGCUUGCAUCCUACAGCGGGGAUCACGGCAAACAAGAGGAACAGCAAGUUCGGAACCUCUCAACCGAGCCAAGAGACAUCGUGCCUGAGAGACGUGGAAAUGAAGGACCGAGGCUGUUAUACAAGGACCUCUUCACUUUGCCAGUGGAAUAUGCCUUGGCCCACUGCGUAGCAGAAGACCUGAGAGCGUCGCGAGGUAUAGCCACAGUCUUCAGGAAAAAGUUUGGAGGGACUGAAGAUCUCGAGCGUCAGAGACCCGCCAUUGGCACCACCCUUAACCUGAAGCGUAAUGGACGGCAUCUGUUCUACCUCGUAACCAAGGAGACGUCAAGCCAGAAGCCGUCCUACGAAUCGUUGAAGAAAAGCCUGCAAGACCUGCGAGACAAGCUCCUUCGGAUUGGAAUAAAAAAGCUUGCUAUUCCCAGGCUGGGAUGUGGUUAUGACGGACUGGAAUGGAAGAUUGUGAGAAAUAUGGUGCGGGAACUUUUUAAGGACACUGGCAUCGAAAUUGUGGUCUGCGUAUACAACCCAUGA
Messenger RNA from Macrosteles quadrilineatus (aster leafhopper), 534 nucleotides. Its product is annotated as ADP-ribose glycohydrolase OARD1-like. The record is from RefSeq and is a predicted model, not a curated record. The coding region runs from base 1 to 534 and encodes 177 amino acids. Gene Ontology annotation, biological process: peptidyl-glutamate ADP-deribosylation. The transcript has a single exon. NCBI's taxonomy places the organism in Eukaryota, Metazoa, Arthropoda, Insecta, Hemiptera, Cicadellidae.